Australozyma saopauloensis is the source of this 780-nucleotide messenger RNA. RefSeq names its product acetate uptake transporter family protein. Gene Ontology annotation, molecular function: acetate transmembrane transporter activity. Lineage: Eukaryota; Fungi; Ascomycota; Pichiomycetes; Serinales; Metschnikowiaceae. Bases 1 to 780 code for a protein of 259 amino acids. The record is from RefSeq and is a predicted model, not a curated record. The transcript has a single exon. Gene Ontology annotation, cellular component: plasma membrane.
AUGGCCCACAUUUCUGACGACGAAAAAGACAUUGUCUCUCAAGACAGCUACCACAAAGUAUACCUGCUGGGAGAUGGUGGAGAAUACAUUAUCUUGGGUAACAAGAAGUUCUACAAGCAUGAGCUCAUGACUGCCUUUGGUGGUACCAUGCAAACAGAGAGAUACAAGCCAGCUGAGCCUUUGAACUUCGGUAACCCUGCUGCCUUGGGUCUUGCCUCCUUUGCCCUCAGUACCUUUGUUUUGGGUCUCUACUUAUCUGGCGCUAUGGGCAUUUCAAAGCCAAAUGUUGCAGUUGGUUUGUGUUUCUUCUACGGUGGAUUAGUUGAGGCUGCAGCUGGUAUUUGGGAGUUGGUUCUUGGAAACUGUUUCGCUGGAACUGUCCUUGUUAGUUUCGGAAUGGGUUUCUGGAUCUCUUACGGUGCAAUUAACGUUGAGGCAUUUGGAAUUAUCGCUGCUUAUGGUGAUGACACCAAACAAUUGAGCAAUGCCCUUGGAUUCUUUUUGGUUGGUUGGGGAAUUUUCUGUUUCCUUAUGUUAUUGCUUACUUUCAAGUCCACCCUUAUUUUCAUGGGCUUGUUCUUCACCUUAGACAUUGCCUUCUUCUUGCUCGCUGGCUUUUAUUUCACUGGCAAUGCUCACUUACAGAAGGCAGGUGGUAUUUUUGCUGUGAUUGCCUCUCUUUGUGGAUGGUACUGUGCUUUCGCUGGUACCGCUACCAGACAAAACUCUUAUUUCACUGCAAACCCAAUCCUUCUUCCAGUCUUUGGAAAGAAGGAUUGA